Messenger RNA from Rhagoletis zephyria (snowberry fruit fly), 921 nucleotides. RefSeq names its product serine protease SP24D-like. The record is from RefSeq and is a predicted model, not a curated record. Gene Ontology annotation, molecular function: serine-type endopeptidase activity. Lineage: Eukaryota; Metazoa; Arthropoda; Insecta; Diptera; Tephritidae. Gene Ontology annotation, biological process: proteolysis.
AAUAGCUAUAUAAAUAUGAAGCGACGAAAUGAGUUAGAAUACACACUUCGCAUUCUACAAUUAUCACUGGGAUACAUGGAUAUGAGUAAAGUUGCAAUACUUCCAGUCCUAUUCAUCCUUUCAGUGGGCGUGCCAACAAAUGCUGCUCCAGGCAAUAGCAGUUUCGCCGGUAGCUUGCUCGAGGUACCACAAAGUCGCAUUUAUGGCGGGCAGAAUGCUGCCGAAGGACAAUUCCCCUACCACGUGUUAGUAUUACGGCACGCUGAUGGAUACAUCGCCAUCUGCGGGGGUGCGAUCAUCUCGCGAAAUUAUGUUGCCUCAACGGCAUCCUGUAUACAGGUUGAUUCCAACACAUCCUACUCAAUACGUGCGGGUACCGUAAAAUUCAACUCGGGCGGCGUAGAAGUUCAAGUAGCUGAGGUGAAAAUACAUCCUGAGUAUAGCUCAUUUAAUAACGAUAUAGCUUUACUAAGACUCAGCAGUCCACUAGAUUUCAACGAUAACAUAAAACCGAUACUACUUGGUAGUACUGAGGUUCCUGAGGGCUCAUCGGUCACUAUAACCGGCUGGGGUGUAGUGUCGAGUGGUGGAUUGGCCGAUGUGUUGCAGUAUAAUACAGAGCAAGCGCUAAGUCACGAUAACUGUGUUAAGCGUAUUGGCAAAUUGGCUGAUUCAAUGAGAUGCUUCGCCAAGAGUACUGGUAAUGGUAUUUGUGAUGGCGAUUUUGGAAGUCCAGCAGCUUACAAUGGGGUACUAGUUGGUCUAGCAACUUUCACCAUUAACGAUUGUGGAAACGAUAUACCAAAUGGAUUUGCCAACGUUGUUUUUGCAAGAGAUUGGAUUCGGGCGAAUUCUGAUGUUGAUUGUACUUGUUUUGCUUAAAAUAAAUAUGUAGAUACUUCAAAUUAAAAAAGCACUACC